CACACAAUUUAAGUUCAACCCGACCCAAUGAAAUUCUUAGCUUAAGACAUAGUUUCAUUUUAUUUUUCCAGUGUUUUAGGGUUUAAGCACACACGUUUUUUUUUCCUCUUUUACUUCUUCAGACCCUUAAACCCUUGAAAAAUCUUAGACCCAAAAAAAUAUUCAGAGAAAAAACCCAACACCUCUGCAACUGUUUUUGAUUCUCCAUUUUUUGUUAAUUGAAAAAUGGAUAAGAACAUUUUUGGAGACAUUGAUAAUGUUCCUGACGAAGAUAAGAGAAGAAUGUCAAUCAUGGUAGAACAGCUUCAAAUGCGAGAUAAUCUUAGGUUGUAUAAUUCAUUAGUUGAGAGAUGUUUCAAGAAUUGCGUCAAUACAUUCUAUCGGAGUUCAUUGAACAAGACAGAGGAAACAUGUGUCCUCAGAUGUGCUGAAAAAUACUUGAGGCUUUCAACACAAGUCGGCAUUAAAUAUUCAGAUAUCUAUCAAGGUGCAUCUACAACAGACAAACAAUAGUGGUUUGUGUAACUGAAUCGAUUUUCUUAGAUUUGUAUUCUUUUUUAACUGUCAAUAACCGGGAAUUAAUGUUUAUGAUUGGGGAAUGAAUUCCUUUAUAGAUAGAAAAAAAUGAACUGGAAUUUCUAGAGGUAAGCUCUUGUUUUUGUUGUUUAAUAUGAUGAUCUGGUAUUGAUUCCUGAAGAAUUUUUCAUACAAAUUUUGUACUCGCAUGAAAUCAAACAUGUCUUACAUUGAUGCUUUUCUAUCUUCUCAA
This is a messenger RNA of Lathyrus oleraceus (garden pea), 769 nucleotides long. Its product is annotated as mitochondrial import inner membrane translocase subunit Tim9. The transcript is spliced from 2 exons. The coding region runs from base 226 to 513 and encodes 95 amino acids. Lineage: Eukaryota; Viridiplantae; Streptophyta; Magnoliopsida; Fabales; Fabaceae. The record is from RefSeq and is a predicted model, not a curated record.